UGUGUGGUUUUCUCUGUCACCCAGUGGAAGGAUGAAGUUGGUUAUUCUGCUCGCUGUGUUCGGGCUCAGCCUCGCCCAGCACAACCCCCACUUUAAACAUGGAAGGACGUCCAUCGUCCAUCUCUUUGAGUGGCGCUGGGCCGACAUCGCUGCUGAGUGUGAACGCUUCUUGGGUCCCAAAGGCUUUGGAGGUGUUCAGAUCUCUCCUCCAAGUGAGAACAUUGUGCUGGACCAUCCCUGGAGAGCCUGGUAUCAGAGAUACCAACCCGUCAGCUACAAGUUGUGCUCCAGGUCUGGCAGUGAGAACGACCUGAAGGACAUGAUCUCCAGAUGCAACAAAGUUGGGGUCAACGUCUAUGCGGAUGUUAUCAUCAACCAUAUGAGCGGAUCUGGAGGUGGAGAGGGAACCCACUCCGCAUGUGGCAGCUGGUUCAGUGCUACCAAAGAAGACUUCCCCAGUGUCCCCUAUUCCUAUUUGGACUUCAAUGACAACAAAUGCCACACUUCCAAUGGUGAAAUUCAGAACUAUAAUGACAAAUAUCAGGUGCGUAACUGUCGUCUGGUUGGUCUGUUGGACCUCGCCUUGGAGAAGGAAUAUGUCAGGGGCAAGGUGGUUAACUACUUGAACAGCCUGAUUGCCAUAGGUGUGGCUGGUUUCAGAGUAGACACCAGCAAGCACAUGUGGCCUGGUGACCUGCAGGUUAUCUACGGUCGUCUUAACAACCUCAACACCAACUGGUUCUCCGGUGGCUCCAAACCCUUCAUCUACUCGGAGGUUAUUGAUCUGGGAGGUGAGGCCGUCUCGUCUAAUGAGUAUUUCCAUUUGGGAAGAGUGACUGAGUUCAAAUAUAGCGCCAAACUGGGAUAUGUCUUCAGAAAAUGGGACAAUGAGAAGCUGUCCUACACCAAGAACUGGGGAGAGGGAUGGGGCUUCAUGCCCAGCGGCAAUGCUGUGGUGUUUGUUGACAACCAUGACAACCAGAGAGGUCAUGGUGCUGGUGGUACAUCCAUUCUUACCUUCUGGGACUCCAGGCUGUACAAGAUGGCUGCCGGCUACAUGCUGGCUCACCCUUAUGGAGUAACCAGGGUCAUGUCUAGCUACCGAUGGAACCGCAACUUCGUAAAUGGAAAAGAUCAGAAUGACUGGAUGGGCCCUCCCAGCUAUGGUGAUGGAUCCACCAAGCCUGUAACAAUCAACUCUGACCAGACAUGUGGAAAUGACUGGGUGUGUGAGCACAGAUGGCGUCAAAUCACGAACAUGGUCAUUUUCCGUAAUGUGGUCAAUGGACAGCCUCUGUCCAACUGGUGGGACAACGGGAACAACCAGGUUGCCUUUGGACGUGGUAAUCGUGGUUUCAUCGUCUUUAACAACGACAACGGUGAGCUGAAUGUGACCCUGAACACUGGCAUGCCUGGUGGUACCUACUGUGACGUCAUUUCUGGCCAGAAGGAAGGAAGCAGGUGUACUGGGAAGCAGAUCCAAGUUGGUGGCGAUGGCCGUGCCCACUUCAGGAUCAGCAACAGUGAUUCAGACCCCUUUGUUGCUAUUCAUGCUGACUCUAAGCUGUGAACACAUUGUGAAAGUUGAAAUAAAUCAGCAUUUUAAAACUUCAAUAA
Molecule: messenger RNA, 1617 nt
Organism: Acanthochromis polyacanthus (spiny chromis)
Lineage: Eukaryota; Metazoa; Chordata; Actinopteri; Pomacentridae
Product: alpha-amylase-like
Exons: 9
Coding region: 32-1570 (512 amino acids)
Biological process (GO): carbohydrate metabolic process
Molecular function (GO): alpha-amylase activity; cation binding
Source: RefSeq, a predicted model, not a curated record